AUGGGGCAUCAGCUUCACUGCAGUUCCAGCGGAGCAGAGUUUAGUGGAAAAACACAUUCUGCUGCCCUCACCACAGAGAGACGUUACCCUUGCAGUCAGUGUGACAAGAGCUUCUCACAUCCUUCUAACCUCUACAGACAUCGCCGCAUUCACACUGGAGAGAAGCCUUACGCUUGCAGUCAGUGUGACAAGAGCUUUAAGACAAAAGAGGGGCUCCUAAUACACCAGCGUGUUCACACAGGAGAGAAGCCAUUUUCAUGCUCUGACUGUGGAAAGAGUUUCUCAACCUCUUCUAUCCUCCGCAGUCAUCGCCGCAUUCACACUGGACAGAAGCCAUACCCUUGCAGUCAGUGUGACAAGAGCUUUAAGAUAAAACAACACCUUCAAGACCACCAGCGUGUUCACACAGGGGAGAAACCAUUUUCAUGCUCUGACUGUGGAAAGAGCUUCUCACGGGCUUCUAUCCUUCACUCACAUCACCGUGUUCACACUGGAGAGAAGCCUUAUGCUUGCAGUCAGUGUGACAAGAGCUUUACGCAAAAAGGACACCUCAACAAACACCAGCUUGUUCACACAGGGGAGAAACCAUUUUCAUGCUCUGACUGUGGAAAGAGCUUCAUGUGGCAUUGUCAGCUCCACUCACAUCACCGUAUUCACACUGGAGAGAGGCCGUACACUUGCAGCCAGUGUGACAAGAGCUUUAAGAGGAAAGAUGAUCUCCAACGCCACCAGCUUGUUCACACAGGAGAGAAACCAUUUUCAUGCACCAACUGUGGAAAGAGUUUCUCAACGUCGUCUAACCUCCAUAUACAUCGUCGCUGUCACACUGGAGAGAAACCAUAUUCAUGCUCUGACUGUGGAAAGAGUUUCUCAUGGGCUUCUCAACUCCACUCACAUCGCCGCGUUCACACUGGAGAGAGGCCUUACCCUUGCAGUCAGUGUGGCAAGAGCUUUAAGACAAAAACAGCGCUCCAAAACCACCAGCGCAUUCACACAGGGGAGAAACCAUUUUCAUGUUUAGACUGUGGAAAGAGUUUCUCACGGUUUUCUGACAUCCACUCACAUCGCCGCGUUCACACUGGAGAGAAGCCGUGCGCUUGCAGUCAGUGUGACAAGAGCUUUAAGACAAAUGCAGAGCUCCAACGCCACCAGCGUGUUCACACAGGGGAGAAACCAUUUUCAUGCACAGACUGUGGAAAAAGUUUUACAUAUCAUUCCGCCCUCUGCAUACAUCGUCGCAUUCACACUGGAGAGAGGCCGUACCCUUGCCGUCAUUGUGACAAGAGCUUUAAAACAAAAGACGAUCUCCAAAGCCACCAGCGUGUUCACACAGGGGAGAAACCAUUUUCAUGCACCGACUGUGGAAAGAGAUUCUCACGUUCCAUUUACCUUAAGAGACACUUGUCAUCACACUUAGAAGAAGCCGUAAGCCCUCAGCCAGUGUAACGAGAUUUUCAGAGUCCUCUAACUCUAAAGCUACAGUGGUGGUAAUAUGUUCACAAACCCUGGCAGAAUAUACGCUUUGCUAGUUAUUUCCAAUAGGAUGUGAAUGAUCACACAAAACCUUUUGUGUAAUACCACUCUGGCCACCAUCCUACACAGUGCACCUAUAACCCCAUGCCACUUUUUGCCAUUCUACUGGCGCGCCGGCACGCCACAUUGUCACUGUUUAAGUUAAGUAAGUGCGGCUUGUGGGGGAGCUGUGGCGUAGCGCGCUAAGCCCCCCACACUUGGGCUUGCAUGCCCACGGGGACCCUGGAUCGAGUCCGGACGGGGUCCUUUCCCAACCCUACCCCAUCUCUCUCCACACUCACUUCCUGUCGCACCUUCACGGUCCUAUCCGAAGUAAAGGCACAAAAAGCCCAUAAAAUAUCUUUAAAAGACAUUGACAAGGCUUGACAAUUCCCAUUGAUUUCAAUGUAAAAUGCCACACUCCCUAAACAUUGCUCAAAAACUGUGUUCAAGAUAUUAUGUGAGCUUAGAUAAAGUCAUAAAGUCAUUCCUUACCGUUCAGCAGUCUGGAAAGUGGUCUUGGUUGUGUUGAAAUAUCCAAUAAAAAGUUAAGAUGCUUAAUCCAUUUAGGAGGAAAAAAUUGUAUUUUUUCUUCAAAAUAAAUCCACUGGGAUCUUCAUGAUUUUUCUUGGUCACUCCAACCUUAUUUACACGUAAUGUCAUACAGUACAUUGGCAAACUCGUUGAAAUGUCUCAAGUAAAUGUCUUUGGCUGGAUCUCAAAUGGCACA
This is a messenger RNA of Engraulis encrasicolus (European anchovy), 2242 nucleotides long. Its product is annotated as zinc finger protein 271-like. The coding region runs from base 1 to 1446 and encodes 481 amino acids. The record is from RefSeq and is a predicted model, not a curated record. The transcript is spliced from 2 exons. Gene Ontology annotation, molecular function: RNA polymerase II cis-regulatory region sequence-specific DNA binding; DNA-binding transcription factor activity, RNA polymerase II-specific. Gene Ontology annotation, biological process: regulation of DNA-templated transcription. NCBI's taxonomy places the organism in Eukaryota, Metazoa, Chordata, Actinopteri, Clupeiformes, Engraulidae.